GGCCCUCCUAGCUAACAGUAGAGAAAAGAUAUCAGUUCUGUUUCCAAACUGUUGGUAAAAGUAACAAGUUCAUCUCUUAACUACAACAACAAACUCGUGAGAUUCUCUUGCCUCCUUUCUUUCCUUGCAAAGAUUUCUGUCUCCUUUCAAUAAUAAUUGCUCUCUUUCUCUCCCUCUCUCUCCCAUGAAGUGUUUUAGAGUAUUUCGAUAUCUACAAGGAAUAUUGAUUUCAAAUGCAACGUGGGUUUGGGAUUGCAUUUCCAGUUCUAAAUUAAAUUAAGAACAAGGAACGCUAGCUAAAAAGGCCAGGUUUCAUUGUCAUGGAUAGUAAGACCUCAUCCUCUUCAGUAAAUGGUCCUCAAGAACCUUCCAUUCAUGAGGAACUUCUGAUGCAACAGAGCUUGCUCUUUUCUGAUACUCUCAAGGACUUGAAGAACCUUAGGAAGCAGCUAUACUCAGCAGCAGAUUAUUUUGAAUUAGCUUACAACAAAGAAGACCAGAAACAAAUAGUGGUGGAGAACUUGAAAGGUUACGCCAUCAAAGCUUUGAUCAAUACUGUGGACCACUUGGGUUCUGUAGCAUACAAAGUUGACAAAUUUUUAGAUCAGAAGAUUGAUGAAGUUUCAGGAAUGGGGCUUCGAUUCUCUUGCUCCAAACAGAGACUGGAAGCUUGCCAAAAAUACAUCAACCAAGGUGGCCUUUCUCAACAAUCACUGGUGAUAAAAACUCCCUACCACUACAAGCGGUACAUUUUCCCAGUUGACGAGGAGACCAUGGAUUCAUUUAGCCAUGCUAAACCAAAUCAUGAUAGUAGAAAUCUUAGCACUGAAAACGACUUGCUCAAGUUUAAAAAUGCUGCUCAAGCGUCAAUCGAAGGAACCCCUUCCUCUUUCUUCAGAGAGAGGCAUUCUGAAUUACGGUCUCCACAAUUCUACUCGGGACAGGGAACAUUUACAUUUACAAGGACUUCAUCCAACAACAAACCUGAGAAAAGAUCAUCUUCUCCGCAACGCUCUCCGAUCAUGCGCUCUGGAUCUCUUCUUAAGAGACCAAUAUCUCCUACUUAUGCUAAUGCACUACGAAGGUAUCCAUCGGAGCCUCGGAGAUCUGUUUCAUUGUCCAUGUAUUCGGAAAGAGACAAGGCAAAGGAUAGUGAUCAACAAUAUUCUACUAAGAGCAAGCGCCUGUUUACGGCCUUGCUCAGCAUGCGCAAGUCUAGAAAGGAAGGCUCAGUGUUUACUUGCUUGGAUCAGAUUUGAAACAGCAAAAUAAAUGGAGAUCAAGCAUGGUAGGAAACAAUAGAGAGACUAUCUGUAGUUUCUGCUUGAUAAUAUGUAUCCUUUUUUGGGUUUAAGAUUUAAUUUCUCUAUGGAAAUGUAAGGGAUUUCAACAUAUGCUCACAAAAUCCUUAUUUUUGGAUGCUAUUAUGUGAUUGAUAAUAAUGUUACUUAUAUUUUUUUUC
Messenger RNA from Populus euphratica (Euphrates poplar), 1462 nucleotides. RefSeq names its product protein ABIL2-like. NCBI's taxonomy places the organism in Eukaryota, Viridiplantae, Streptophyta, Magnoliopsida, Malpighiales, Salicaceae. Bases 321 to 1259 code for a protein of 312 amino acids. The transcript is spliced from 11 exons. The record is from RefSeq and is a predicted model, not a curated record.